GAGCCUCAAAGCCCCCCGGAUACUCUCUUUCGGCUGGUAAGUUGUGGUACGAACCCAAUCCUUUGUAUAGAAAACUGUGAUGUAAGAAUAUCUCUGAGCGGUCGUUGUCGAAUUUUAUUUUAUUCUUGUCUACAAGACCUCGAAUCAUUCUCAAUCACGUCUUAAUAGGAUUGUGAAAUGACCAAUACUUCGUAGCCGAGAAAAGCCGACAUGGAUCUCAAGUAUCCCACAUCACUCCUGUUCACCUUCGUCUUUGCGGGUUUCGUCCUCGCAGCUCCUAUCAGGAUUCCUAUACAGACAACGGAUAACCAGACGCCUGCUAUCGACUACAUCGAGGGCGCUCCAGCCAGCGUAGGACAGGGCGGGCCUAACGUGUUCCCCCCGGCAGAUGACAUGGAGCGCGCAAACAAGCGCUCUCCGAAUGGGGACCUUGAAGUACCUACGUCUGUCGCGGAUAGUUGGGACACUCCUUGGCCAGUACGACCUCGAGAUGGGGAGUCUGACCUGGGUAGAGGGAUCAAGGAACCUGUUGUCGCCACCACGAGCACCGACCUUGAAACGCAACGCGAUCACGCCUGGGCCAGAAGAGAUUCAUCUGCGCACACUAGUGCCAAGUCCAGGUCUUCUCCCAUGUCUCCUCGAUCAGUGCCUGACUGGGAUAAUGCCGAAACAAGCGAGAAGACAGAUGAUCUCCUCUUUUGGGGCGACCUAGAUAUCUCAGUCCCCGGCAGCAGCGACGGCAACGUGGACGUGCAAACAAGAUUCUAAGUGGGAACCGGGUGGCCGGUGACAGUUCUCUCUGCGAGCAGCAGCUGUGGACGAAUCAGGCGAAGCAGAGACUCAAGCAGACUCCAUCCACCUCCCCGCCGAUCAGUCUUGAGCAGGCAUGCACACAAAACGGGGCAUGGCAGCCGACCCUAGGUGAGAGCCGAAGGCGUCAGCUCGCCCUCCGAAAGCCAAGCAUGUUGCACAGAUGCCAGCGGUGUGAGCCAUAGGAAGCACAACCACGCCAGAUACUCCUGCGCCAGCAGGCUGUCACCCACUGAAUAGACGACAAACCGAGGGCCUGGUAGGUUUACGGGGAAUUGGCUGUA
Molecule: messenger RNA, 1094 nt
Organism: Truncatella angustata
Lineage: Eukaryota; Fungi; Ascomycota; Sordariomycetes; Amphisphaeriales; Sporocadaceae
Exons: 2
Coding region: 211-768 (185 amino acids)
Source: RefSeq, a predicted model, not a curated record